GGAAAGCAGUGGAACACAGCCCCAUAAGUAACGUAAACGGGUUCGAAGAUUGAUCGGGGGAUCGAAACGAUUUAGAAAACCAAAUCAGAGUGCCCUAGGUUUCUGAUCAUACUUCUUCCUCCGCUCAUCAAAUCUUCACCUUUCGCGCCAAAACCCAUGGACCAAGAAGGGCAGCGGAGCGCUUCGAGCCCGUCGGCGAUGCUGGCGGCUCUUCUGUGCAAGAGAGCUAAGCUACAUGAGGAGCUCCGUAGCAUUGAAAAGCAGGUGUAUGAUAUGGAGACAAGUUACUUACAGGAUCCAAGCCAAUCCGGAAAUGUAUUGAAAGGUUUUGAAGGGUUCCUAUCAUCAUCUAAGAGCACUACCCUCUUAAAGCGAUCCAGGAAGUUUCAGCCUGAAGACAGGCUCUUUUCAUUAUCUUCAGUCACCUCGCCAGCUGCAGAAGAGCAUGCUGCUGGACGAGAUGGUGUAGGGAUUUCUACAAAUGGACAGGGAAAACCAAAGAAGGGAAGAGGAGGGCCUAGAGAUGCAAAAAGAGUCAGGCAGUCAAGUGAUGCAGAUUAUGAUUAUGAAGAUGAUCCUGAUUUAAUUUAGUGAGAACUUCUUGUGCAGGACAAUAUUCCAGUUGAUAUUGCAGGAGGGAUCUUACCUUUGUGCUUUAAGAAGAAUUUUGUAUGGUUUAAAAACUCAUGUAAAUGUCUGUAGUUAAUCAGGACUAAUGUUAUUGGAUGCUUGAACUCCAUUAUUGGUCCCUUUUUUUUUUUUUUGGUUUUUCAAAGGAAAAAGUGCUCCUAUGCAUAAAGGCAUAGCUGUGAUGACAUGUACAGAAAUUAAUAUUUUCAUUUCUGACUGAAAUGGUGUAUUAAUCCAAAAAGUUAUUACUGGCUAGCAGGUACAGUCCCCGAGAA
Messenger RNA from Diospyros lotus (date-plum), 905 nucleotides. RefSeq lists its product as uncharacterized. The transcript has 6 exons. The coding region runs from base 157 to 591 and encodes 144 amino acids. Gene Ontology annotation, cellular component: histone acetyltransferase complex. The record is from RefSeq and is a predicted model, not a curated record. NCBI's taxonomy places the organism in Eukaryota, Viridiplantae, Streptophyta, Magnoliopsida, Ericales, Ebenaceae.